GGGAAAACUGGAUACAAUGAGCAACCAACUGCAUCGAAAGACCUACACACUCUACGCUUAGCGUUGAUUGGAGUUAAAGAAGCAGCAACUAUUUUCAUUUUUUUAAACCCCAUGAACAAGUUUAAAAUACGUAUAAGGAUAAAUAUAUAAUCGGUUUUUAAAGUGAGACGUAUCGCAAACUAUCACAUAACUAGUUUUUAUUCGUUAAAAUAUGGGUAAAUAAUUUAAAUACAAUAUAGUUAUGUACUUUAGGCAAUAUUUCUAUAAAAUUCCCACACACUACAAAAUGAUCUGACAGUAAACAUAUAAAAAAAUAAAUUGUGUCUAGAAAGUCCAUAAUAUUUAAAGAUUAUUCAUCGAAUAGAUUAGUUUAGUAAAAAAUAUUUAUAUUUUUAAACCAAGAAAAAUUAAAACCUAUUUGUUAAAUAUUUGUUGAUAUUAAUAUAUUUUUUGUGAGAAUAAGCAUACAUGUUGAUUAAUAUAUAAACAGGUUUUUAAAAGUUAUCCGAUCUCCUAUUUCUCAAAUAUAAAAGAAACCAUAUUUAGAAAACCGUAACUUUAUUGACACUAAAAUUUUCACGUUUGAAUGAAAUAAAAUAUGUUUUUCAGCUAUUGUAUAUAUUUACUGAUAAAUGAAAACAUUACUUUUUUGCCACCAAAUUCCAAAUUUUUGAAAGCAAAAACUAUUUGUAACAAAAUACGUAUAUUUCUUUUAAUAGUUUUUUUUUAUACUAACAUUAAAUUUAUUUUUUAUACUGAUUGAAAUUUGUUAAUGAUUAUUGACAUGAUAUUAUAUGUUCAAUUUUGUGGACAUUAUUAUUAUUGUUUCACAUCUCUAAAAACGUCAAACGUCAUUUAAUAGAGACAGUUUACUGACAAGUCGUAACUAAUCUGACAAUCCAAUGAUUAAUCUAUAGCUGACCGGAAAAUUUGAAUGUUUUAUUAUCAACAUUAAAAUAAAUUUAGGUAAUUUAAAUUACAUUAAAAUGUUUUAAUGUCAUAAAUAAAUAAAAUAAGAUGAGGAGCAAAUUACCGUUACCGGAGUUGCUGUUUUAUUUUAUUUUCUGGAUUGCAGCCAACGUUUUUUGUUUGUUUAAGUUAUUCGAAGCGCAGUCGAGUAAGUGUUUUAUUUUAUAGAAUUCCUAUUUCUUUUUACUUUGUAAAGUUAAAGCGCAAACUAAUUUUCGAUUUACAGGUUAUUAUCAUAACGACUAUAACGUUUUGUAUUCUCUUGGUGAACUGAAACCAGGGUGGCGGUUUAUAUCAAGACUACAAGAUGUAUCAGAUAUUGAAUGGAGUAGUUGGAAGUUCUUCAUUCAAACUGCUUGGAUUUAUUUGUUGUUACAGUUCUUUGUGUCAGAAGUUAUUAGGAGCACCUGCUCAUCCCUCUUAAAAUAUUGGUAUAUUAUAUCAAGCCUAUCAUUUGUUAUUUUGUGUAUGGGUUACAAACAAUUGAUAAUCAUACUAGCACAGCCUAUAAUAUUUGCUGCCAUAAUAUUCUUUGGUGGUGGCAAAAUAUGUGUUUGGACAGCAAGUACUAUACUUCUUAUUAGUUAUAAUUCUUUGAAGUAUAGAUAUUUCUUUUGGUAUUAUCUGGACCGUGAAGAUUUACACGAUGAAGAAGUGUAUUUAAUUUUAUUUACAAUUGCAUGGAUUAAAUUGAGAUGUGUAAGCUUUCUCAUAGACUACAUAGAUCAACAAGAAAAAUUGGAAAAAAAUAAAAUUAAAGUUGAUACUGCAUUCACUAAAUUGAUUGUCGAUAUGUUUAGUUAUGUUCUGUAUACUCCAUUAUUGUAUAUUGGGCCAAUUAUCCUUUAUGAAGAAUUUGAGAAGAGUUUUAGCUCCAACAAUACUAAUUUAAAAUUAAAACUAAGAAGAUUUCUAUGGGAUAUGAUCCUUUUUGCAUUGUAUACAUUUUUGCUUGAUUGUGCCUUUCAUUUUGUGUAUUUCCUGGCUAUGCAGAGUGAUAUAGAGGCAAUUAAGAAGUUACCAACAAUAGCUUUGUGUGGAGGAGGAUUGUGGAUGGGAUUAGAGUUCCAUUUGAAAUAUGUUAUUUCAUAUGGCACAACUACAGCAUUUGCAAGACUUGAUAAUUUAGAUCCACCCCCAACACCUAGAUGCAUAGCCCGUGUACAUGUUUAUUCUCAGAUGUGGAGAUAUUUUGAUGUUGGACUCUAUAGGUUUUUAGUGAAAUACAUUUAUAGACCAGCUUUAGAAACAAUGACAACACAUUUCAAAUUAAGUAGGAUUGUAAAUAAACUCUGUGCAUCUUUCCUCACUUUUGUGUUCAUAUUUAUGUGGCAUGGAACUAUAUGGAAUAUUUUUGUAUGGUCAGUUCUCAACUAUUUAGGUAUUACAUUAGAACAGUUUGGGAAAAUAUUAUCUCAAACAAAUUAUUACCAGUUGUUUAAGGUGAAUAUUUUAAAAAGUGAUGAGACAGAAACACGUUUUCUUGCUCUGUUGUGUACACCUUUGUUGGCUUUAUCUGCGAUAUCAAAUUUUUAUUUGUUUGGGGGCAGCAGUGUGGGGAACAUUUAUUUUGAAUGCUUUAUGCAUCCAACGUUUUUUAAUACUAUGUUGAUUAGUAUAUCUUUGUAUUGUUGUUGUCAUGUCUCCAUGGCUUUACAAGAUGUCUCAUCAAGAACCGAUAAAAAGACUAAUUAACUCAUUCAAUUUGGUAACAGGAAACUGUAUAUGAAGAUAAACCUUUAGGUGCCUUUUUCCUACGGGGACAAUAUAUUUGUGUAUAUGAGGAAAAUCUAUGCUAAAUUUACAAUGAUCUGAACUGAAAUGUCUGUGUAAGUAAUAGAUUUAAAUUUAAUAAAUAUAUUUAUUAAAUUCUUAAAUAUUUUAUUAUAAAGCAAUUAACUGAUAUGUGUUGGAGCCCUUCAAUAGCAAAUAUGAAUGUAUGUGCAUUGCUUCAAUCAAUUCGCUAGCAUCUCCUGACACACCAGCAGAUUUGUGUAUCUGUAUUAAUUCUUUUCUGGUGAAUAUGUCUUUUCCUAACUGAUGAGCUCUUCUUGUGAGAACUUCCAGGAACUUUUUUAACUGUAAACAGAUUAUUAUUUUUAUUUUACUUUAUAUAAAUGUCUCUUUACAAAAAAUUAUGUAGCAACUUAAUUCAGACUACAUUAUAUUAUUGAUUACAUAGUAGAUAUUCUAUAUUAUUAAUUAGCUAAAAUAUUAUUAAUUAGCCCUAAAUAAAACGCACCAUCUGAAAAUAAUAUAAUCCACUUUACAACAACAAUAUAAUUGCAUGUCGUCUUGACAUAUGCUGGUCUAAAAUUGUAAAACUACCUUGUAACCAUAUUUUCGCAAAUAAAUAAAUAUUAUUAAUAUUAUUAUUCAUAA
This is a messenger RNA of Diatraea saccharalis (sugarcane borer), 3351 nucleotides long. The record is from the annotation of a GenBank genome assembly. NCBI's taxonomy places the organism in Eukaryota, Metazoa, Arthropoda, Insecta, Lepidoptera, Crambidae.